Messenger RNA from Penicillium chermesinum, 456 nucleotides. RefSeq names its product mitochondrial 54S ribosomal protein mL58. Gene Ontology annotation, cellular component: mitochondrial large ribosomal subunit. NCBI's taxonomy places the organism in Eukaryota, Fungi, Ascomycota, Eurotiomycetes, Eurotiales, Aspergillaceae. The transcript has a single exon. Gene Ontology annotation, molecular function: structural constituent of ribosome. The coding region runs from base 1 to 456 and encodes 151 amino acids. The record is from RefSeq and is a predicted model, not a curated record.
AUGCGUCAUUCGGAACCUCAAAUCAAGGCCGUGAACACAUCAUCUACAACCCGCCGUCCAGCGCUCCCUCCGUCUAUCACACGCCAAACAAGUUCUUGCCUGCCAAUGAUGCUCGAAGAAAAAAUCCAGAUUGCGAGCUCUCAGACCCAUGAUCCGAGCAAUCUUCCAACUGUAUACAAGAACAACGAACCAAACAAGUACCACCUCACCCCUGCUGAUAUCGAAGAAAUUCGGAAACUCCGCUUGAGUGAUCCAAUGACAUGGAGCCGAUACAAAUUGGCCAAGCGCUUUGAUUGUUCUGCCCUUUUUAUCGCUAUGGUCUGCGAGGCCAGCCCGGAGAAGAAAGAAAUUCAGAAGCAAGUCUUGGAAGCCGUACAGUCACGAUGGGGACCGAAGCGCAGGAUGGCUCGUGAGGAUCGCCAGCUUCGCCGUGAGGCUUGGGGCCGAGACGAGUAG